Molecule: messenger RNA, 2592 nt
Organism: Paramacrobiotus metropolitanus
Lineage: Eukaryota; Metazoa; Tardigrada; Eutardigrada; Parachela; Macrobiotidae
Product: merlin-like
Exons: 9
Coding region: 469-2196 (575 amino acids)
Biological process (GO): regulation of gliogenesis; regulation of organelle assembly; positive regulation of early endosome to late endosome transport
Cellular component (GO): adherens junction; plasma membrane; filopodium
Molecular function (GO): actin binding; cell adhesion molecule binding
Source: RefSeq, a predicted model, not a curated record
GCGCACAUGCGGUUUGCUAUCAAUGCAACUUUUGACGUCGUCAAAGUUUUCGCCACCUGUUGAGUGUUGCUGCUGCUUUUGAAAAAAAUCAAACUUCCCAUUUUGCAGAUUUUUGCAGUUUUCUGAUAAAAUUGUUCUUUUUGUUUCUUUAAAAAUUUUUAAGAUGUAUUUUGGAGUUUGAAAGUUGAACUGUUCCAGUUUUUGAUUCUGUAAAUUGUGUGGAUGUUUCUUUCCGCAGAUCGCGUUAGCGAUUUUGUUUUUUCUCUUUGAAUUUUAUAUUUUUAUCCUACCAACUGUACCAAGGAAUGAUAAUAUUUAAUGUGGCGGAACGUUUGCAUUUACGAUUUGGACAUGAUAUCUCCGUGAAACUGGAUGUGUUGUUGAAAACUUUUUUGCUUUAUUCUAUGGGACCGCUGUUGACGAUUGGUUGAAGUCGGUCUUAUUUAAUAUCUGGAUGAAUUCUCUAAAAUGGCACGGACAUUUCGCACUAUGGACAAGAAUUCCCUGGGAGUUCGCGUUGUUACAAUGGAUGCAGAACUGGAAUUUACAGUUUCUAAAACUGCAACCGGAAAGGAUCUCUUCGAGCUGGUGUGCCGUGCCAUCGGUUUGCGCGAAACCUGGUAUUUUGGACUGCAGUAUUAUGAUGCACAAGGAUUUUUGACCUGGCUCAAGCCAAAGAAACCGCUCAUGAAGCAGAAGCUCCCACAAAACGGGCACUGGACCUUUCAUCUGAUGGUGCGCUUCUAUCCGGAGGACGUGUCGGAAGAGCUCAUCCAGGAUAUUACGCAGCAUUUAUUCUUCCUACAAGUGCGCAACGAUAUCCUGACGGGACAUAUUUCCUGUCCACCGGAAGAGGCCAUUCUGCUGGCCUCGUACGAUGUCCAGGCUAAGUGGGGUGACGCUGACGAAGUGACCAUGGAGCAGCAGAACGCGUUCGCCAUGGAGAACCUCAUUGCCCAACAUGUAUUCCAUUCGCAGUUGGUAUCGCGCGAAUUAUGGCAGAAUCGUAUCCGGCAGUGGCAGUCCGAGCACCGCGGUCUGUCCCGAACGGAAGCGGAACUAGAGUAUCUGAAAGUUGCUCAGAAUCUGGAGAUGUUCGGUGUCACCUAUUUUGAAAUUUCGAACAAGAAAGACUCCAAAGUAGACUUGGGUGUCACAGCAUUUGGUCUGAAUAUCUAUGAAAAACAUGACCGGCGCAAACCCCGGAUAAUGUUCCCCUGGUCGGAUAUUAAAAAUGUCUCGUAUGAAGACACGAAGUUUAUCAUACGACCGGUGAAGAAAGGCGAGCAUUUCUCAUUUUAUUCCCAUGAUCUGAAACUGAAUAAAAUUAUGCUGGACUUGUGUAUGGGCAACCAUGAACUCUAUCUACGUCGGCGACAACCCGAUUCCAUUGAAGUGCAGCAGAUGAAACUGCAGGCUAAAGAAGAGAAAACCCGACGCUAUAUUGAACGGCAGAAAUUUCUGCGGGAACGGCAGUUACGCGAGGAAUUACAAAGAGAAAAACUAGAACUGCAGCGACAAGUCUUGCAGAUGCAAGAAGAAAUCGGCAUGGCCAAUGAAGAAAUGCGUCGAUGCCAAGAAGAAUGCGAGGUUUUAGCCAAAAAAGCUUCCGUUUGCGAGGAAGAAGCUGCUUUGCUCAACCGGAAAGCCCUCGACGCCGAAAUCCAGAUUGAACAGCUGCAAAAAGCCGUUUCGCGUACGGAAGAAGAGAAGGUGGCCAUGGAAGGGAAAGUGCGUGAAGCGCAGCUGCUAACCGCGAAAAUGGUGGAGGAAGCCGAGCGGCGCGUGCACGAAGCGGAAAGCGUCCGGGCGGAGCUCAACAAGGCGCGCAUGAUGGAGAAAAUCGCCUGUAAUCGUCUGCUGGAAGUGUCACGCUCGCCGGUAUACUUUCGCCCUAUCGAACAACAUCCGGAAGUUCCGGAUUAUGAGCACGGACGGUUAGGCUCCACUAGUAAUAUUGAGCAGCUCUCCCACGAAAUUGAACGCGAAAAAAUGGAUUAUUUGGAGAAAAGCCGGCAUUUACAAACGCAGUUAAAUGAUCUGCGAAAUGAACUGGAAACAAUCAAAAAAGAAGAAAAUCUCAACGCGUUUUUACCGGUGAAUAUCAAUGGAAUGCGGAAAGAGAAAUUUGACACACUGCAAAAGGCCAGUUCGGGCACAACCAAAAACAGAAUACAGGCUUUCGAAAAGCUGUAAGGACCACCAGCCAGCCGUAGGAUCUCUAAUACGUUUUCGAAAUUUUGUGGAGAGGAUUUCUUGUUUGGAACAUUUUUUUCUGGCUUUAAUUAGAGAUUUUAUUUUGUAUAUAGUUAUAUUUAAUUACACAAGCUCUAUCUAGUUCCGUCGGGUUUUGGCAGUUUGUUUUUGGGAUGUUUGUUGAUUAAUUGAUUAUUCUCUGUCGCUGUAUAUCUGAUCAAUGCAAAUACCUAUUGUUGUGUUGUUUGUGGGUAUUGUAUUUGUGACUGUUGUCGUUUUACAUUUUUACUGUACAAAUGUUGAUGAUCUUCCUACUGUUGCUUGUGCCAGUAUUCGCUAAGUACGAAGUUUGUAUGCAAUUCGUUGGCGUGGUUUUUUUUAUUAAUAAAAACACUU